Messenger RNA from Amborella trichopoda, 306 nucleotides. NCBI's taxonomy places the organism in Eukaryota, Viridiplantae, Streptophyta, Magnoliopsida, Amborellales, Amborellaceae. The record is from the annotation of a RefSeq genome assembly.
AUGAUGUUCGAGUAUGCACUUGUUUUAAGUAGUUAUUUAUUUUCUAUGGGUAUCUAUGGAUUAAUCACAAGUCGAAACAUGGUUAGAGCACUUAUGUGUCUUGAGCUUAUACUGAAUGCUGUUAAUAUGAAUCUCGUAACAUUUUCUGAUUUAUUUGAUAGUCGACAAUUAAAGGGAGACAUUUUCUCGAUCUUCGUUAUAGCUAUUGCAGCCGCUGAAGCAGCUAUUGGCCCAGCUAUUGUUUCAUCAAUCCAUCGUAACAGAAAAUCCACUCGUAUCAAUCAAUCAAAUUUGUUGAAGAAAUAG